AGGAGCGGCCCCUGCGGGCCCGGGGGCGCGUCCUCGCCGCGGGAUCGGUGCAGCCGGGUUCAGAAGCAGGCGACGGAACGGGAUGUGAACUGUUGCUCUUCGGAAGAAAAAGCCCCCCGCCGCCCUUCCCGCGAAGGAAUAGCGUCAUUGCAUAGCAUGGCUGCGGUUGGUGCUGUCAUCGGUCCACCUUGAUCUCCUGAGAGCUUCGUGGUGCUUGAGCAAAUGUUCUGAAAAAGCCCUGCAUGGGAAUGGCUUGCCUUACCAUGACGGAGAUGGAAGGAACCCCCGUGUCCCCUGCACAUCAGAAUGGUGACGUUCCUGGAAAUGCUAGUUCCAUGAAGCAGAUAGAGCCGCUUGUGCAGGUGUACCUUUACCAUUCUCUUGAGAAAGCUGACGGAGAAUAUCUGAAGUUUCCAGCAGGGGAGUACGUUGCAGAAGAAAUUUGUGUUGCUGCUUCUAAAGCUUGUGGAAUCACACCUGUGUAUCAUAGUAUGUUUGCUUUAAUGAGUGAAGCAGAAAGGAUCUGGUAUCCGCCCAACCAUGUCUUCCAUAUAGAUGACUCAACCAGGCACAGCGUACUCUACAGGAUAAGAUUUUACUUUCCUUACUGGUAUUGUAAUGGCAGCAACAGAACCUAUCGGCACGGAGUAGCUCGAGGUGCUGAAGCUCCUCUUCUUGACGACUUGGUCAUGUCUUACCUCUUUGCUCAGUGGCGGCAUGAUUUUUUACAUGGAUGGAUAAAAAUACCCGUGACUCACGAAACACAGGAAGAAUGUCUCGGGAUGGCAGUGCUCGAUAUGAUGAGACUAGCCAAAGAGAAGGACCAGACCCCGCUGGACAUCUAUAGUUCUAUCAGCUACAAGACAUUCUUACCAAAAUGUGUUCGAGCAAAGAUCCAAGACUAUCAUAUUUUGACAAGGAAACGAAUAAGGUAUAGAUUUCGCAGAUUUAUUGAGCAGUUCAGCCAUUGCAAAGCCACUGCCCGAAACUUGAAACUUAAGUAUCUUAUAAAUCUGGAAACACUUCAGUCUGCCUUCUACACAGAGCAAUUUGAAGUAAAAGAACCUGGAAGAGGUCCUUCAGGUGAGGAGAUUUUUGCAACCAUUGUAAUAACUGGAAACGGUGGAAUUCAGUGGUCAAGAGGGAAACAUAAAGAAAGUGAGACACUGACAGAACAGGAUUUACAGUUAUAUUGUGACUUUCCUGAUAUCAUUGAUGUUACUAUUAAGCAAGCAAACCAAGAAGGCUCAAAUGAAAGUAGAAUUGUAACUAUCCAUAAGCAAGAUGGUAAAAAUCUGGAAAUUGAACUAAGCUCAUUAAGAGAAGCUUUAUCCUUUGUGUCAUUAAUUGACGGCUAUUAUAGAUUAACUGCGGAUGCACAUCAUUACCUCUGUAAAGAAGUGGCACCUCCAAUGGUGCUUGAAAAUAUACAAAGCAACUGUCAUGGCCCAAUUUUAAUGGAUUUUGCCAUCAGUAAACUGAAGAAAGCAGGUAAUCAGACUGGACUCUAUGUACUUCGAUGCAGUCCUAAGGACUUUAAUAAAUAUUUUCUGACUUUUGCUGUCGAGCGAGAUAAUGUCAUCGAAUAUAAGCACUGUUUGAUUACAAAAAACGAGAAUGGAGAAUACAACCUCAGUGGGACCAAGAAGAACUUCAGUAAUCUUAAAGAUCUUUUGAAUUGCUACCAGAUGGAAACUGUUCGCUCAGACAGUAUAAUUUUCCAGUUUACGAAAUGCUGUCCCCCAAAGUUGAAAGAUAAAUCAAACCUUCUGGUCUUUAGAACCAAUGGCGUUUCUGAUGUACCAACAUCACCAACGUUACAGAGGCAUAAUAAUGUGAACCAAAUGGUGUUUCACAAAAUCAGAAACGAAGAUUUGAUAUUUAAUGAAAGCCUUGGCCAAGGCACUUUUACAAAAAUUUUCAAAGGUGUGAGAAGAGAAGUAGGAGACUAUGGUCAACUGCACGAAACGGAAGUUCUUCUGAAAGUCCUGGAUAAAGCGCACAGAAACUACUCGGAGUCUUUCUUUGAAGCAGCAAGCAUGAUGAGCCAGCUUUCUCACAAGCACCUGGUUUUAAAUUAUGGAGUGUGUGUCUGUGGAGAGGAGAAUAUUCUGGUUCAGGAGUUUGUAAAAUUUGGAUCAUUAGAUACAUACCUGAAAAAGAAUAAAAAUUCUAUAAGUAUAUUAUGGAAACUUGAAGUGGCUAAACAGUUGGCAUGGGCUAUGCAUUUUCUAGAAGAAAAAGCCCUUAUUCAUGGGAAUGUGUGUGCCAAAAAUAUUCUGCUUAUCAGAGAAGAAGACAGGAAGACGGGCAAUCCUCCUUUCAUCAAACUUAGUGAUCCUGGCAUUAGCAUUACAGUUUUGCCGAAGGACAUUCUUCAGGAAAGAAUACCAUGGGUACCACCUGAAUGCAUUGAAAAUCCUAAAAAUCUAAACUUGGCAACAGACAAAUGGAGUUUUGGUACCACUUUGUGGGAAAUCUGCAGCGGCGGAGAUAAGCCCCUGAGUGCUUUGGAUUCUCAGAGAAAGCUCCAGUUUUAUGAAGAUAGGCACCAGCUUCCUGCACCAAAGUGGACAGAAUUAGCAAAUCUUAUUAAUAAUUGCAUGGAUUAUGAACCAGAUUUUAGACCUUCUUUCAGAGCCAUCAUACGAGAUCUUAAUAGUUUGUUUACUCCAGAUUAUGAACUAUUAACAGAAAAUGACAUGUUACCAAAUAGGAUAGGCACCCUAGGGUUUUCUGGAGCUUUUGAAGAUCGAGACCCAACACAGUUUGAAGAGAGACAUUUGAAAUUUCUGCAGCAACUUGGCAAGGGUAAUUUCGGCAGCGUGGAGAUGUGCCGGUACGACCCGCUGCAAGACAACACCGGGGAGGUGGUGGCCGUGAAGAAGCUGCAGCACAGCACGGAGGAGCACCUGCGGGACUUCGAGAGGGAGAUCGAGAUCCUGAAGUCCCUGCAGCACGACAACAUUGUCAAGUACAAGGGCGUGUGCUACAGUGCCGGCCGGCGUAAUUUAAGAUUAAUUAUGGAAUAUUUACCAUAUGGAAGUUUACGAGACUAUCUCCAAAAACAUAAGGAACGGAUUGAUCAUAAAAAACUUCUGCAGUAUACAGCUCAGAUAUGCAAGGGCAUGGAGUAUCUUGGUACAAAAAGAUAUAUCCACAGAGAUCUGGCAACAAGAAAUAUAUUGGUGGAGAACGAAAACAGGGUUAAAAUUGGAGAUUUUGGUUUAACCAAAGUCUUGCCACAAGACAAAGAAUACUACAAAGUGAAAGAACCUGGUGAAAGUCCCAUUUUCUGGUACGCUCCAGAAUCCCUGACGGAGAGCAAGUUUUCUGUGGCUUCAGAUGUUUGGAGCUUUGGAGUGGUUCUGUAUGAACUUUUCACAUAUAUCGAGAAGAGUAAAAGUCCACCAGCGGAAUUUAUGCGUAUGAUCGGCAACGACAAGCAGGGACAGAUGAUUGUGUUUCAUCUGAUAGAGCUCCUCAAGAAUAACGGGAGACUGCCGAGGCCCGAUGGGUGCCCAGACGAGAUUUAUCUGAUCAUGACCGAAUGCUGGAACAAUAAUGUAAACCAGCGUCCCUCCUUCAGAGACCUAGCUUUUCGAGUUGAUCAAAUAAGGGACGACAUGGCUGGAUGAAAGGAAUGAACUUCGCUCUGAGACCAAAACAGACUUACAGAACAAAGUGUUGUGUUUCACAUUACUGUGGACUAUCAUUACAUAUACAGUUGUUAUGUAUAUCAUGAUGCUAGCCAGCAAAGACGUGGAAAUAUCUGUUCAAAACUUGCAAAGUUUUGUUUUUCUUCAUGAGGACAUCAGUAAAAGACACUGAUGAAGAGACCUUAGCAAAGGAUUUCAUAAACAGUUUCACAAAUCCAAUCAGCCGGUUAACAUCACUUUUCUCUGGGAAAAGAAAAAAAAUAGACUUUUUUCAGCUCAGAAUUUUGAAAGAUGAAAAAAUUGUAAUGUAAAUUUUGCAAUGUUGACGACGCACAGAAUACACUUGUACAGUUUUUACCACCGUGAAAGUACAAUGCCUUGGCAUCUUGUGUGGCGUUUCACACAAGGGCUGGUGUUCGUUCAUGUUUCCUAAUGUUUCCACAGGUGACCUGCGGUCACAUCACUGUACACAUGAUAGUGCUCAGAUCACGGAAUCAGCACCUGCGCUCCUACUCGUCUCUGUCACUGGCCAGCAAUAUGUACACUUUUAGCUUGUAGUUCUCUGUACUGUAAAUAUUUUUCAAAGCAAAGGGAACAAAUGUUUAGUUUCACUUGUAUAGGAAAUUUCCCCGACCCUAAAGAAUACAUUUUGAAAUGGAACAAGUUUACAAAGAUACAACACAAUCUAUUUUCUUAUUUGUCUCCCUUGUAUUUGUUUGUGGUAAUUGAUAGAAUUAUCUCCAAAUUUUUCUAAGACUACAGUGAAUAGUUUUCUUUUAAAAUUUUGAGAUUAAGAAUCCAAGGAAUAUUAUCAUCCAUUUAGCUGUUGACUCCUAAUGAGAUUCUUCAAUCCCUGGGACCUUUGGUCAUGCAUUAAAUUGAAGCAUAAGCCAUAAAAUAGAUUGUUUUUAAAAUGUGUAUGCCUAUUGAGAUGCCUAACAGGUUAGGAUUUUUUUUGCUAAAGAAUAUUUUAGGGUUUUCAGAAAUCUCUAUUGCAGUCAUAGAAAAGACUUCCUUUUAGAGAUUCUGAUACAGGAGGGAGAAAUAUGCUUGGGAGAAUAAAUUGGUGAAAAAGUAUGCUUGUUAAUUUUAUUCAAGAAUCCUGAUAGAAAAUCCAUCAUGUCUAACAAGAAUGAGAGAGAACGGGUAACUGCUGAUUGUCGUCCUGUGUUUGAGGGCCGCUCCGCUUUAGACGCUGCACCUGAAAGGUGUGGUGUGGUAGGGGGCAGUUUGUGGGUGUUAUUUAUACAGAGUUUAAAAUACUUAGUAUUUCAUGUAAAAAGAAAAUAGUUUCUUUAUUUUCAGUGAAUAUGCUGUUUUUUUUAACUUGUACUUAAGAAUUUUGAUUAUUUUUUGAAGCUGGCUUUGAAAUGCAAAUUAUAUAAGAAAAAAAUGCCUCACACAUAAAGUUUGAGAUUUUUGGUUGGAAGGAAGAAAGGGAAAGAAACGCUUUUUACAUUAUCUUUGAAACAUUUUAGUAGUAACCAAAUGCAGAAAACAUCUAAAAUGAUAGUAUAUUAGAUUUUAAAAGAUUUCUGAUAUUUUGACGAAAGCUGAAUAUCAUUUUUAUUUGUAGACUCCACCAGGAUGUGUAUAUGUAAUGCAGUUCAGAGACCUUUCGUGCUGCUACUUGACAAGUCGGAAGUAGCAUGUCAUGUAAUAUGCUGGAUUUCGGAAACUGAAGUACUUAAAAGUAAAUUUUUAAAGGUUUACAACAUUUUGUUUGUUUUUAAAAACAAAGGUAUUAACUAGAUCGCUUAAUUCUUUUCUUGAUGUUUCACUCUGUAGAUUUAGGGGAAAUAAUCCCAUAUAAACAUUCUGAAGUUUUUAGAGUACGAUGACUACCUUAUUAUAAAACUCUGAGUUUGCAAGAGAAUUACUAUUCACUGAGGACUUGCAGUGUUUACAUCUUUAUUCUGAUUAUACAUAAAAAGAAAUUAACCUGCACCUGUUCAGUCGGUUCUGCACAAGAAAUCGGUAAGUAAUUCUUGUACCACUAAUGCCAAAAUGUUUCUUCAAAUUAAUAUUCUUAAGAAAUGAGGAUAAAUAUUUUCUUAUAUAAUUCUGUAAAUAUUGCAGUAUGUUAAGUUAUACAGUCUUUGUAUAAAUAAUUCCCUACAUCCACGGCUUCUUGCUUUGGGAAAUAGUUUCUCACAUUACCUGUAUAUAUGCUGCCAGAAGCGCUAUCAUUUGCUGUGAAAGAGCGCUUUCUUACAACACCAGACUUCUGCUUUAAAGUCACGUGAAAUUGUUAUCACAACUAUAACUUCCGAUACUUAAAUUUUACUUAAAUAGUUUUAUUAUGGAGUAGACAUAAGAAAAUACCACCUACAGUUCUAUGCCUGGGGAGCCAUUCUCCAUGGAGUGGCAGUGUGUGGUCACUUUAUUGAGACUGUUAUUUUCUUCAUUGUGCCUUUAGCAUGUUUUUACGAAAUUGGAAUAUUGAUGUAAUAAACAUUCAGAAGUUAUUUCCUUUUGUAUUGUCACCUAACCAAGGAGGUGGGGGCACACACACUGAUUUAGGGAUAUGCAGAGAAAGCCUUUUGUUGUAGUAAACUUCUCUUUCGGUUUUUAGAGAAGCGCUUCCUAAGACUGCUAUCAACUACUCUGCACUCUUCAUGAGCCUUGCUGCGUCCGCUUCAGUUCUGGUAUUUAAAUUAUUUCCAAUGAAAAUUUUUCUAAUUUUCAUUGUAACUUAUCAUAGAUCUUUGGGUUUUCUAUAUUGGAAUAAAUAAUAACAGUAAGUAUAAGUCAGCAAGAUUAUCCAAACAAAAGAGUAGGUUAUAUGUGAUAACUUUCCUUCUAUUUAAGAAAGAAAAUCACAGUUGGAUCUGAGAAAAUACUGGGUGUUUACUCCCAGAUUUGGGUUGGUUGUACUUAAUUUCCAGAUAACUAGCAGUAGUGUUUGAUGAUGCUAUAGUCACAUUCAGAGAGAUUUCAGAAUGACCAAGAAGAGAAUUUUAGAGCUUUCAUAUUAAUCAAAUGUAUGUAAUAUGCAUAUCAUAAAGCCUUUAACUUUUCAUGUGAACCAAAUUUUUAUAAAAUGCACAUUAUAUCCUAAAUAUUAAAAUACCUAAUUUUUAAUAUCA
Suricata suricatta (meerkat) is the source of this 6748-nucleotide messenger RNA. It is a transcript of the gene JAK2, whose product is annotated as Janus kinase 2. Gene Ontology annotation, cellular component: membrane; cytosol; cytoskeleton. Gene Ontology annotation, molecular function: ATP binding; cytokine receptor binding; non-membrane spanning protein tyrosine kinase activity. The record is from RefSeq and is a predicted model, not a curated record. NCBI's taxonomy places the organism in Eukaryota, Metazoa, Chordata, Mammalia, Carnivora, Herpestidae. The transcript is spliced from 26 exons. The coding region runs from base 243 to 3638 and encodes 1131 amino acids. Gene Ontology annotation, biological process: cytokine-mediated signaling pathway; cell surface receptor signaling pathway via JAK-STAT; peptidyl-tyrosine phosphorylation.